Messenger RNA from Closterium sp. Naga37s-1, 525 nucleotides. Lineage: Eukaryota; Viridiplantae; Streptophyta; Zygnematophyceae; Desmidiales; Closteriaceae. The record is from the annotation of a GenBank genome assembly.
AUGACGGUGUGGCUUUGCAUUGCUCCUCUCCCCCCUUCUUUCCAAACUUCUCCCACCCCUCGGGUGAUCCGCAAGGCGGAUCUAGCCAAGGUGGAUCGCAAGGUGACGCCGUGGCUGUUAGUGGCGUUCCACGAGGCGUGGUAUCACAACAACAAGGACCACCAUCUCAGCGGCGAGGCCAUGCGGGUGGCUCUUGAGAAGACGCUGUAUGAUGCCCGCACGGACGUGGUGGUGUGCGGCCACGUGCAUUCCUACGAGCGCACGGUGGGUGUGAGGCACCUUAGAAGGUGCCUGGCGCUGGAGAAGCUGCUGUAUGAUGCCCGCACUGAUGUGGUGGUGUGUGGCCACGUGCACGCCUAUGAGCGCACGGUGAGUGUGAGAACGUUGCGCUGCAUGCACAUGGGCAUGCGUGCGCAUGGGCAUGCAUGUGGACAUGCACACGGGCAUGGAUGCAGACAUGCACACGGGCAUGAAUGUGGGCAUGCGCACGGACGUGGUGGUGUGCUGCCACGUGCACGCCUAUGA